AUGAACGGUAACACUGAGAUCCCAUCAAAUCUGGGGAACACCCAAUGUGCUAGCAAACGGGGAGCUGAUUGGCGCCCGUGGGCCCUGAGGGUUGGCCUUGGUGGCGGCCCUAUGGGGGACACAGCAGACCCCACGGGCCCGGUCAAUGGGACCUCAACGGUCAAUGCCAAGACUUUCAGGGGACCACAUGGGAAGUGA
Messenger RNA from Penicillium hordei, 198 nucleotides. RefSeq lists its product as uncharacterized. The record is from RefSeq and is a predicted model, not a curated record. Lineage: Eukaryota; Fungi; Ascomycota; Eurotiomycetes; Eurotiales; Aspergillaceae. The transcript has a single exon. The coding region runs from base 1 to 198 and encodes 65 amino acids.